AUGGGCAACAGGAAUAAGAUUGAUUUCUGGUCAGAUUUUUGGAUAGAAAAAACCUCCCUAAAAAUCUCUUUUCCAAGAAUCUAUAGUAUAGCAGUUAAAAAAUGCGGAAAGAUCAAGGAUUUUGGAUGUUGGAUUCAGGGUAGAUGGGCUUGGAGAAUUGAUCUCAGAAGAAGAUUAUUCGAAUGGGAAAUUCCAUUAUGGAAUGAGUUUAGACUUGUUCUGAAUAGAGCGGUUAGUGUGCAUCAAUGUCCUGACUCAGUAAUUUGGUCUGGAACACAGGAUGGUCAAUAUAUUCCUAAAGCAUUCUGUUCUAUAGUGGCUUCCCAAGGCACUUUGGCUGAUCCAGUUUGGGGACUGGUUUGGUAUAAAUUUGUUCCGCCUAAAGUUUCCGCCUUUGUGUGGAGAGCAGUGCACCUUAGACUGCCGGUUAUGCUUGAGCUGGUGAAAAGAGGUAUUAUUUGUAAUGAUCGGUGUUUGUGUUUGUUUUGCAAUCUUGAGCCGGAAGCGGUUAACCACGUUCUUUGUCUUUACGCUGUUGUGUGGAGAGCUUGGCAACGAUGGUGCAGUGUGUGGAAUGUUAACUUAGUGUUUCCUAUGAAUGUCAAGCAAUUGUUAGAGGUCUGGUUUGCUCAGAAAAUUAGGCAAAGAGUGAGGGGGAUUUGGCGCAUCGGGAUUUUUGGUUUCAUUUGGAUAAUUUGGAUUCAUAGAAACAAAUCUAGAUUUAAAGGCUACUCGUAUUCGGCUGACCAAAUCUUCAAUCACGCGUUGCUGUAG
Messenger RNA from Hibiscus syriacus, 774 nucleotides. RefSeq lists its product as uncharacterized. The coding region runs from base 1 to 774 and encodes 257 amino acids. The record is from RefSeq and is a predicted model, not a curated record. NCBI's taxonomy places the organism in Eukaryota, Viridiplantae, Streptophyta, Magnoliopsida, Malvales, Malvaceae. The transcript has a single exon.